CUUUCUUUGCAGAGUCGCUCAAGAUGACGUCAUCAUCAUGCGUCGCUCCUUGAACACUAUGCAUUUAUCUUUAAAACUCUUUAAAACAGGAAUCAAAAAAGAAGCUGGAACUAUAUGAUCAUGAGAGCUGGUCAGAACCAACCGGCAGCAGCCAGGGAAGAGCAGCAGAAGUCUGAGAUCCCGUUCAAUUUUACUUCGCAGAUCGUUCACUUGCACAAGGACCAUUCGCUGUUUGAGGUUGGAGAUGUCAACAGACAUUUGUAUUUGCAAGACCUGUACGUUUGUGAGACGGAUGCUCCUAAUCCUGCAGUCAGUGUAUCCCAGUUCGCCUGCCACAUCUCUGGCUGCAGCGCAGUCUUUAUAGCCCUAGAGGAGUACGAGCACCACUACAACUCCCUGCACAGACAUGUGUGUUGCUCCUGUCGUCGCUCUCUGCCCAGUGCUCGGCUCCUGGACAUUCACAUCCAAGAGUGGCACGACUCUCUCUUUACUAUCCUUGCCCAGAGGCAGGACAUGUACCAGUGUUUGGUGGAGGGCUGUGGAGAAAAGUUCAGGACUAGCCAACACAGGAAGGACCAUCUUGUGAAAAUUCACAAGUACCCUCCAGACUUCAGAUUUGACAAACCCAAGAAGGACAAAAGAGCGAAGGAGACGACGAGACUGCAGCAGAAAGACACCGAGAUGGAGGUGACGGAGGAAGUGUGUGACUCUGAGGGUGUGUGUGAGGUUUUGUGUGACGUCUUGUGUCACCAUCCGGAGUCUGGAGAAUCCAUGGAGAUGCACGUGUCUGAGAAAGAAGCCAAUGGGAUGACGAACCACGCGUCGGGCACCGAGCAGAGCAGUGAGCCACCAAGACCUGAGUACUUUAACAGAGUUCCCAGGACUGUCUGCUUUGGUCACGGAUCGGUCCGAGGCUUCAGAGGACGGCGGGGACGAAGGAAAUGAAAGAAAAACCUCCACUCGACGCUCUGAACAAAAAAGGUUAAUUUCCUAUACAUUUUUUUUACUGUUUUUAACCUACACAAAAUACAUUCGCUUUGAUUAAAAAAAACGUGUAUGUUGAUCAAAUAUUUCAAGUUUAAGAUUGACAUGACCCUAAAGGCAACAUUUUUUCCGUUUUAUUAAUUGUAAAUUGUAAAAUACAUUUUACAUAUAAAAUACGCUGUACAGAUUA
This is a messenger RNA of Cynoglossus semilaevis (tongue sole), 1174 nucleotides long. It is a transcript of the gene znf511, whose product is annotated as zinc finger protein 511. Lineage: Eukaryota; Metazoa; Chordata; Actinopteri; Pleuronectiformes; Cynoglossidae. Bases 115 to 945 code for a protein of 276 amino acids. The transcript is spliced from 6 exons. The record is from RefSeq and is a predicted model, not a curated record.